This is a messenger RNA of Bubalus bubalis (water buffalo), 2598 nucleotides long. It is a transcript of the gene GFI1B, whose product is annotated as growth factor independent 1B transcriptional repressor. Gene Ontology annotation, molecular function: RNA polymerase II cis-regulatory region sequence-specific DNA binding; DNA-binding transcription factor activity. Lineage: Eukaryota; Metazoa; Chordata; Mammalia; Artiodactyla; Bovidae. Gene Ontology annotation, biological process: regulation of transcription by RNA polymerase II. The transcript has 7 exons. Bases 956 to 2044 code for a protein of 362 amino acids. The record is from RefSeq and is a predicted model, not a curated record.
UGUGCCAAAGGGGCUGGAAUGUCCCCCACAGGCCCUCCCAGCCUUCCCGCGGGGGCCGGGACCCCUGGAAGCCAGCCCCGCCCGUGCCCGCCUCGGCCACCAGGUGGCAGCACACGCGGGCCCUGGGACCGGAGCGCGGCCCGCUCGGUGCGCCCGGCGGCUGAGGGUCCCAGCGAUGCGGGAAGCGCCCACUCUCAGUACAACGCCCGCUACUCCUCACUCAAUCUAGGGUCAAGGCUGGGGAAGCGUGAAUUUUGACUUUUUUUUUUUUCUUUACGGCGACUUCUGCGAGGACAAGAGGGGGCCCCUCUAAAAGCAGUCUGCAGCAGCGCGAGCCAGGGGCUUCCUAGGAGAGCGCUGGGGAAGCUGCGUCCACAGAGGGGCGGAGGAAGGGAAGGAGAAGAAAGAAAGGAAGGGAGGAUGGAAAGGAAGGAGAAGAAAGAGAAGAAGUAAAAAGGGGAAGAAAGCGAAAGAAAGAAGGAAAGAAAGAGACUAACUCAAUGAAUUCUCUACUCAAGAUCAGGUUUUUAAGUAAAUGUUGUAUUUCAACUUCACUUUUUAAAACUUUAAGGAUUUAGCCAUCACUGUUAAAAUCCACAAGUUGUUAAAAAUUUCCGUAGAGAGAGUGCAGCUCCCGGAGUGAAGGGUUAGGGAAGAGAAUGGGGAGUCCUGGAGAGCUUUGAUAAGCAAAUAGAGCUCCGCGCUCUGCCACUCUCUUCAUUGGCUGUUCCCUCGCCGCCAGAUUUUGACACAAAUAAUCAGAUUGAAAAUCAGGGAGGGGAACAGAAGAGGAAAACACACACACACACAGAGGGUGGGAAAAAAAAAAAAAAAAGGAGAAGUAUCUAUUUGUGCCGAGAGUCACGAAUUGACCGGGUGGUGCUGAUACGCAGAGAGACGCAGCCAGGUUCUUCCCGCAGACCGGCUCUGGACAGGCGUGGGGCACCCGCUGACAAUGCCACGCUCCUUCCUGGUGAAGAGCAAGAAGGCUCACACCUACCACCAGCCCCGCGCCCGGGAGGAUGAGCUGCUCUGGCCGCCGGCCCUUGGCCCUGUGGCCGGGGACCAGGUCCCGAGCAUCAGCCCUGUCCUCAGCUCCCUGUUCCCAAACCAGCGCCUGGACUGGACGGACCUCAAACGGGAGCCGCAGCUGGAGCUGGAGCAGAGCUCGAUGACCCGGCUGGCCUCCGGCCCAGAAGGACCUGCUGUGACGUCCCGACCCCAGGAUGGGGACUCGCCCUCAUCUGACUCACCCCCGUUCUACAAGCCCAGCUUCUCCUGGGACGCCCUGGCUUCCUCCUACGGCCAUAGCUACCGGCAGGCCCCCUCCACCAUGCAGUCUGCCUUCCUGGAGCGCUCUGUCAGCCUGUAUGGCAGCCCUCUGGUGCCCAGCGCCGAGCCACCUUUGGACUUCAGCCUCCACUAUUCCCCGGGGAUGGACGCGUACCACUGCAUCAAAUGCAGCAAGGUGUUCUCCACCCCCCAUGGGCUGGAAGUGCACGCCCGCCGCUCCCACAGCGGGACCCGGCCCUUCGCCUGCGACGUCUGUGGGAAAACCUUCGGCCACUCCGUGAGCCUGGAACAGCACACGCACGUCCACUCCCAGGGGAUCCCGGCCGGGUCCAGUCCUGCGCCCAGCUUGGCAGCCCCGGGCCUCGAGGCCCCACCUGACCCCCCGGGGCCUCGUUUCCUCCGGCAGGAGCGCAGCUUCGAGUGCCGGAUGUGCGGCAAGGCUUUCAAGCGCUCGUCCACCCUGUCCACGCACCUGCUCAUCCACUCGGACACGCGGCCCUACCCCUGCCAGUUCUGCGGCAAGCGCUUCCACCAGAAGUCUGACAUGAAGAAGCACACCUAUAUCCACACCGGUGAGAAGCCACACAAGUGCCAGGUGUGUGGGAAGGCCUUCAGCCAGAGCUCCAACCUCAUCACCCACAGCCGGAAGCACACAGGUUUCAAACCUUUCAGCUGUGAGCUGUGCGCCAAGGGCUUCCAGCGCAAAGUGGACCUGCGACGGCACCGUGAGAGCCAGCACAACCUCAAGUGAGGCUGCCCCGAGCCCGGCUCCGGCCCCGAGACCGUGCGACCUGGAGUGAGGCCAGUCUCACACACCCAGAUCCCCAGUCUCCUGGAGGCAGCCCUGGACAGGACUCAUCAAACUUGUUUCGAGACUCAAAUCGCUGUGUGAGCUCGAGCAAGUCACUUUCCCUCUCUGGACCGACAUUUCCCCUGCCGCAUAGUGUGGCAGCUGGUCUUUUCCAAGCCGAUGCUGUCUGCAGGCCCAAGAGCUCAGUGCCGCCCCUGUCAGAGCCCAGGAGGCCAGAGUAGCCCCAGGCGGGCCCAGAGAAAUCCUCCCCUAUUUGCUGCCCCCAGGGAUCGGGUCAGCUUGGCUUUCAGCAGGCCUCCUCCUGGCCGCCACGGAUGGUCAGAGCCGUCUCCCACCUCAGUGGGAGGCCUAGCACCCCUCUGCUUCAGCCAGUGUGCCAGCUGAUCCCCACUUCUGAUGGCACUCCAGCCACGGGGAAACCAGCAGUUACUGCUGUCAGAAGCCUGCUCCUCUCAACAGCUGUAAAUAAAAAUAAAGACACCCCUUUACUUACA